Molecule: messenger RNA, 1041 nt
Organism: Setaria italica (foxtail millet)
Lineage: Eukaryota; Viridiplantae; Streptophyta; Magnoliopsida; Poales; Poaceae
Product: trithorax group protein osa-like
Exons: 2
Coding region: 1-1041 (346 amino acids)
Source: RefSeq, a predicted model, not a curated record
AUGGAGCAUCAAGGAGGUUUUGGAGGAAACCCGUCGGGCCACUUCACGCCGUCUUUCCCGACUCCGGCCAACAUCGGCGCUCAGGCAAGUCAUCAGGCCCCUUUCCAGGCAAACGGAUCCGAGCCUUUCAUCAGUGGCGCGGGGAUGCCGUGGCCCGGUCAUCCUAAUGCCAACGCGCUGGCGCCGCCGGCGGCGGCCGUGGCGCCCCAGACUUUCCAGCCCGAGAGCCACCCCUACUGGGCCAUGCCGCCGGCUGGUGCGCUGAACGCGAGCCCGUUCCAACACUUCAGCGGCGCGGCGGCGCGGCCGGUGCGCGGCGAGGAGCUCGCGGCGCGCGUGGCGGCCAUUAACAUAAACAUCUUGGCGUCCCAGCCUUUUCAUCCCAACAACUACACCCACGGCGGCUGGCCGCAGCAGGCUCCGCCGGCUGGGGCGAACAGUUAUGGCGGCGCCACGGGCUGGGCGCCUCCCAUGCCGCACCCUGCUGGUUGGCAGACGAGCUGGGCGCCUCCAGCGCAGCAACCUGGUGGAGAGGCGAUGAGCUGGGCGCCUCCAGCGCAGCAACCUGGUGGUCAGAUGAGCUGGACGCCUCCAGUGCAGCAGCAACCUGGUGGACAGGCGAUGAGCUGGGCUGCUCCAGCGCAGCAACCUGGUGGAGAGGCGAUGAGCUGGGCGCCUCCAGAGCAGCGCCGGCGUGUUCCGGCGGCGCCUCCGGCCAGCGGCUCAGCCCAGGCGCAGCCGCCGGUGAUGAUGACGAGCAAGAGCUUGGAGGAGUUCCUCAUGGAGGCCGGCAUCAUCGACGAGCGGGCCGUCGAUAACAUGAUCAUUGAAAAUCUCAUUAAGGAUCUGAUGGGAGACGGGACGGCGGAGUCGGGCCCAGUGCAGCCUGGCGGCCCGGUGGUUAGCCUCGGGGGGUAUGGGCAGCCUCCUCCUUCGGCGGCGGGUUCCUCCUCCUCUGUCUGGGCCGGGCAGAGAUCAGAUCAGCUGCUCGCGGAAGCCAAGAUGAGGAUCUGGAGCGAUCCGAAGUCAUCAAGGAGCUGA